AUGCUUGCGUUUUGACUAUUAUUCACUGCCAACUGCUUAUUGCUCCUUGCUUCUUGCUUCUUGCUUCUUGUUUAGUGUCUAGUGUCUAGUGUCUAGUGCUUUAGUCUCCUGCCAGCUGCCAGCUUGACUUCUCCUGUGGACAUUUUUCAUUUAUAUAAAGCUCACCUUGAGAGCGUUGUUCCCAUACUAACUGUUAUUUUGCAGCAAACAUAUUCAAUACAAUACGGUACACUACAAUACAGAUUUUUCAGCAAUUGACGCCAGGCGAACCGCAUAUUUACAGCUCAUGAUGGCACAUGUAGCACAGACAACCGCCAGCUUGCCCGGCUCGUUUGGUGCUGUUUCAACGCCACCCCAGAAUAGCCAACUGCAGCCACUGCAUCUGAGCAUACCGCCGCCGCAAGUGAUCAAGACCUCGAAAGAAUGGAUACUACCUCCAAGACCUAAACCCGGGCGCAAACUAAAAGACCAAAGCAACCAACCAGCCCAUGCCGACUCAUUGUCCUUGUCACCCCCUGGCUCAUGCUCGCUGCUGCAAGCGCAGAAGAAGAAGAAGAAGAAGAAGCCCACGGCACCAACGUCGCACUCUGACUGUUGCACCGCCGCAUCCAACUGUCAUCGGAACAGCAGCAACAGCCUACUUUCAUCCGAUAUCAGCACAAUAUCUUCGCUCUUGAAAAACAUUGCCAUCAUUGAUGGCGAAAACAUGUCCCUCAAGUCCAAUCUACUCUGUUUGAUUCACGAAUAUAAGCAUUUGAAAAACUCGGUGCUAAAUCCGAUAACCACCACCAUUGCAACCACCAGCUCCACUUCCUCCACUGCAUCUCAAACUACAACACCCGUUGCCACUACAGGGCUCACCACCAGCACUAGCAGCAACAGCAAUAGCAACACCACCACCACCAUCAACGCUAGCACCGCGGCAUCAACACUUGAAUCGGGCGAAGUGCAAGCUGUGCAUAAACGAUCCUUCAACGAGGUGCAAAUGAUGUCCUCUGCAGCAGCGGCAGUGCACAAAGUUGAACUUGACCUCGACGAGUCGCAAAUUGACGAGGAACACGAACUCACGCACUUGCUCUCCCCGUUGAACAAAGCCAUCUCGCUUGACUCGUCGGUGAUCUCCACCACGGUGAGCACACCAUGCUUGCAGCCAACCAUUGCUGAGUUUGACGAGUUUAUCAAGAUUGACGAAAUGGAAGACGAGGGGGUUAUGCUUAAGAAGUGCAAGACCAACGAUAGCACGCCUUUAGUUACGCGUCGCCAAUUCAACUAUGAAGGUGAAGUCGAGGAGGAAGAGGAAGAAGAGGAGGAUUCCGACUUGGAUAUCAAUUUCGAGGAAGAGGAAGAGGAAGAGGAGGAAGUUGGUGGCAAGGACUUAUCGCGCACCACGAGCCCAUACUCUUCCGACUACGAUUCGCAUUCGCUAAUGUCGAGCUUGACUCGUCUGACCACAGUGCUGAGCAUCGGCACCACCCAAGAUAAACCCGCAUUUAACCUCAACGCCAACGCCAACGUCAACGCCAACGCCAACCCGUACCCGAGCUGCUAUUCGUCAUCUUCGGCAUCAUCGACUCCCUUGGCCUACCUGGCUCAUAAGCACGCGCCACCAUUCACCCUCAAGAAGAUGGGCACCUAUUUUGAUUUGCCCAAGUACGAGGAGUCGAACGGCUCGUCUCCGUACCGGUUUAAAUUCGACGCUAGUUUUAGCGAAGAUAAGAAGCAUGACGAUGCGUAUAACUACGUAGCGGAUUUCUUAGAGGAGAAGUUGGUUAUGAAUCAUUUGAGCUAUUAUCUGAUUGAGUGCGAUGAUGAGGCGGGCGAUGCUCGCUGUGGGUUAGAGUUGGCGUGA
Lodderomyces beijingensis is the source of this 1849-nucleotide messenger RNA. The record is from the annotation of a GenBank genome assembly. NCBI's taxonomy places the organism in Eukaryota, Fungi, Ascomycota, Pichiomycetes, Serinales, Debaryomycetaceae.